AAAGCAGACUACCGCUAGCUCUCCUACUAACGAUUAGGUAUUCUCUGUGCCUAUUAUCACCUUCUUUUCCCAAAAGCCCUCGGAGCCGUUGUCCAUCUGACCAACGCCGACAGUCGAUAUAACUAUUGAGCUGCCGUGGGCUCGAUACCUGAAAUCCUACUAGGCAGUGGACCAUGGCAUCGCUUUUGCAGACGGCGCUGCUUGCGGGGCGACCAGCAUUGCAGCGGGCAGUUUUUGUUGGAACCCAAGCUACUACAGCAGCAUGCAAUGAUAUCAGCGGUGCACUGCUAGACAGGAGACAGUCUUCAUCGCAAGCUGGCCCUAAGGACGCCCCGUCGCCCCCACAGUUCGCACAGAGCCCCAUGGAUGCCUUUACUGCGGGUCUGCAAAAUAAGACAGAGCAGGAGCUGAUGCAGCUGAUUCAGCAAGCAAGAGACCAGAAACUUCAAGGCGGAGAUGGAGAAGAGGACGCUCCAGAGGAGGAGGAACAGGUGGUCAACCCGGAAACGGGAGAACUGUAUGGACCUCGUGGGAAAGAGCCAACUCGCUUCGGCGACUGGGAGAACAAGGGCAAGUGCAUCGACUUCUGAGCGACGUGUUUCUGACGGUCCCCGUUGGAACAUGUCUCCAAGCGCAGUAGUACUAAUUGGAUAAGGACGUUUGGCAACUCUAAGGUUUGCUUGCCCUGCGGUUGGUCAGCCCCGGAUCUGUACUGGUGGUGGAGGGCCCCGAAGCGUGCAACAUGCGUCAUGCGCCGCUAUGGUGUCCCAUUUCCGUUGUAACAACAGAUUUGCAUUACGUUUCUUACUUAUAGUGGCACGUUCACUAUGCUGAGCAGCCGGCCCCAGGGUCUACGCCCAUUGUCAGCAGCAAGCCGACGAGGCCCCGUGAUUCACCACCUACCUUUACUAAGAAGGCCGUCGAUAACCAGAACACUAAAGUCCAUCGAUGUGCCCUGCCAAAGAGACACAGCCGAAGAGGGAUGCGCAACGACCAGAGUCAGCGCGAACCUUCAGCAGCAGCAGCAGACAUCACAUACUGUAGUUCUUGCGUCCCGGCGUCGAGCAUUAUUCACCCUAGCUGCCGGAGCUCUAUCGCUGUCGCUGCUUCCAGGCUCGGUGCACGCGGAUGAGGACGCCAAACUGCCCAAGGAGUACCGCCAGCUAGUGAAGCGGCUGAGUGAGGGGCUACGGGAAACCAUCGAGGCGGAGGCCAGCGGGGCUUCUGAAGCGGAGGUCCGACGCAAGGCCGACCCAGCCAAGGAUACGGUUCGUGAGUUCGUGCGCAAGUGGCGUGACAACGCUCGAGUUAGCGGUGACAUCACGCAUGCGGAGAUUAAGGAGGCUCUGGCUGAGCUGGGCGAGUACUACAUGGCUCACGGCCAGCGGGCGCGGCUGAGCCCCGGGGUGCGUGACAGCGUGCUGGGGCACCUGGAUGCGGCCAGGGCGGCGCUGGGGGGGCAGGAGGGGGAGGAGGGGGAGGAAGGGAAGGUGCUGGGGCUGUUCUGAGAACGAGGACGGGAGGAGUGGAGGGAUUUUAGACACAGACGCCUGUUUGCAGUACCGGUACGCGUUGGAGAAUGUGGCGGUUUUGAGAUGGGAUAUCGAGAGGGGUGCGUGAGUGGGCUGAGGGAUGCUGGAAGAGCUGCAUUGGGUGCUGCCUGCCUGACUGGC
Astrephomene gubernaculifera is the source of this 1673-nucleotide messenger RNA. The record is from the annotation of a GenBank genome assembly. NCBI's taxonomy places the organism in Eukaryota, Viridiplantae, Chlorophyta, Chlorophyceae, Chlamydomonadales, Astrephomenaceae.